UUUCUUUUAAAAACACGUGUUUACGUGUGGAGCUCAUGUCGAGCUCUGUUUUAUUUAUAAGUGUAAUAAAAUAAACCAAAAUGAGUUUAUAUAACUUUAAAAAGAUCGCUGUAGUCCCUACAGCAAAGGACUUCAUAGACAUAAUAUUGUCUAAAACACAGAGGAAAACUCCCACAGUGGUGCAUAAACAUUAUAAAAUAUCCAGGAUUCGUGCGUUUUAUAUGCGAAAAGUGAAAUUUACUCAACAGAACUUCCACGACCGUCUUUCUAGGAUUAUUCAGGAAUUCCCCAAGCUAGAUGAUGUGCAUCCGUUCUACGCAGAUCUUAUGAAUGUAUUGUAUGAUAAGGAUCACUACAAGCUUGGUCUCGGACAGCUGAACACAGCUAGACAUCUUAUCGAUACUGUGGCCAAGGAUUACGUGCGUCUUCUGAAGUACGGAGACUCGCUGUACAGAUGCAAGCAGCUGAAGAGAGCGGCCCUCGGUCGCAUGGCCACUAUCAUGAAGCGACAGGCCGCCAACCUCACGUAUUUGGAACAGGUCCGCCAGCACUUGGCUCGUCUGCCGUCCAUCGAUCCUUAUACUCGCACGAUCAUCAUCUGCGGGUUCCCCAACGUUGGAAAGUCCAGUUUUAUCAACAAGAUCACUCGAGCUGAUGUUGAAGUACAACCAUACGCGUUUACAACGAAAAGUUUGUACGUAGGACACACAGACUACAAAUAUUUGAGAUGGCAGGUGAUAGACACGCCGGGUAUCCUGGACCACCCGCUGGAGGAGCGCAACGUUAUAGAAAUGCAAGCAGUGACCGCUUUGGCCCAUCUCCGCGCCGCCAUACUGUACUUCGUCGACCUGUCCGAGCAGUGCGGCCAUAGCAUACAAGAACAGAUCUCCCUCUUCGAAAGUAUAAAGCCGCUGUUCAGUAACAAGCCACUGAUAGUGGUUCUCAAUAAAAUGGACGUCGUGACUCCUGAGGAUCUGCCGCCGAACAAGAAACAGAUCGUGGACCAGCUUCUCGAGACAUGCGCCAAGGGAAAUCUUGUCAACGCGGACCCGAACUCCGAUCUAUCAGUGGUGCCAGUGAUGCGUAUGUCGACUAUAACGGAGGAAGGCGUGCAGGAGGUCAAGAUAGAGGCAUGCGAGAGGUUGUUGGGACACAGAGUCACUGAGAAAAUGAGGACCAAGAAGGUCGAUGGCAUCCUAAACCGUCUUCACGUAGCAGUCCCAGCUCCCCGAGACAACAAGGCCCGGCCCGCCGUCAUCCCGCCUUCAGUCCUCGCCAAGAAACAACAGCAGGCCGACAAGGCCCGCAAGAGGAAACUCGAGAGGGACAUUGAAGUUGAAGAGGGAGAUGACUAUGUCCUUGAUCUGCAGAAGAACUACAGCGAGAUCCCGGAGGAGGAGCGUCACGACCCCAUCCCGGAGUUCUGGGAGGGACACAACAUUGCGGACUAUAUCGACCCCGAUAUAUUCGACAAAUUGGCUGAGUUAGAACGCGAAGAGGAGUUGCGUAUCGAGGGAGGAAUGUACGCUGUGCCCAAGAUAGAGCUGGACGAUACUAUGAAGGAGAUUAGAGAACUCGCCAGGCAGAUACGCAACAAGAAGGCGAUCCUAAAGGACGAAUCUCGGUUGGUGAAACAGUCGACGAAGCCGGUCAUGCCGCGAACCAGCCGCGCCCGCGCCAGGGACCGCUCCACCGGGAAACUCAGGGAGGAAAUGGAGAAACUCGGCGUGGACAUGUCGGACACGAAGGACGCCCACUUCACGCGGUCUCGGUCCCGCUCCCAGUCGGCGCCGGCCGCCAAGCGCGCGCGCGCCGACUCCCGCGGCCGUUCCGUCAGCAGACCCGCCCGAGACACCACCGGCGUUGGAGACGCUCUUAUGCAACAAAAAGCGAAGAAGCUCGCCCACGUUGCGAUCGCGAAGAAAACCAAGCGAAUGGGUCUCAAGGGAGAGGCGGACAGGUUCAUCGGGACGAAGAUGCCCAAACAUCUGUUUGCGGGCAAACGAGGGGUGGGCAAGACCGACAGGCGAUAGGCAAUGCCUGGGCAACGCCGGGACACAGUCUAGACAAAGCGAAGUUGUGUGUACAUCAAUUACAAAUUACAUAUUUCAAGGCUCUUUCCAAAUAUUGGUUUUAUUUUUGCAUCUACAGUUUGCAAGGGGAUUUAAACCCCUCUUUAUCUCAGAAAGACUACAGUUCAGUAUUUUUUUUUCUUUUUGUGUUUUUCUGUAUAGUGGAAAAUAAUUGCGGC
Molecule: messenger RNA, 2251 nt
Organism: Spodoptera exigua (beet armyworm)
Lineage: Eukaryota; Metazoa; Arthropoda; Insecta; Lepidoptera; Noctuidae
Source: the annotation of a GenBank genome assembly